GACUUGGGAAGUGCUGACCUGGCCUCUGAGUUGUAUAUUGUUGCCCAUGUCGUCAGAGUAGGUCGGAUGCUCUUCUCCGAGUCUGUUAAAAAAUCGUCUUCUCACUGUUACAGGAGGCCACACGGUGUGGCUCUUUUCAGAUUAGCCCCAUCGGUGCUGCAGGGAGCAGAUGGAGAGGUAAGGAAUGAAGUUGAGUUAACAGGAAAACUCUUCUCCUCUGAUGAGAAGGACUUCUGGCAGCUACCUGAGUUAGUCCUCAAGAAACAAUCCAACAAAUAUUCAAUUAUGUCAAAUAAUGCAAGUUAUGGCCUGGUUGUAAGUGUGAAGGUGGUCCAUGGUGAACUAGAACAGGCCACAAAAGAAAAUCCGCCCUAUUACUGAAGAAUGUGUGCAUCACGAAAAACUUGGCUUUUCUGAUGUCAUCAUGCCUGGAGAUGUCAGAAAUGAUCUUUAUGUAACGUUGAAUAGUGGAGAAUUUGAGAGAGGUGGAAAAUCUGUAGCAAAGAACAUUGAGGUCACAGUGUUGGCCUUGGAUACAGAUGGACAGCCCCUUGAGUGCAUAUACAGUGGUAUGGGUCAUGAAGGAAGUACUGAGUAUGCUUCAAUGAUCAUGUAUCACAACAAUUCUCCACGUUGGAAUGAAAGAUUAAAAGUUGCCAUCCCUAUAGACCAGUUUGGAGGAGCUCACCUGAGACUGGAAUACAGACAUU
This is a messenger RNA of Macrobrachium nipponense, 710 nucleotides long. RefSeq names its product dedicator of cytokinesis protein 3-like. Gene Ontology annotation, cellular component: plasma membrane; cytoplasm. Gene Ontology annotation, biological process: small GTPase-mediated signal transduction. The record is from RefSeq and is a predicted model, not a curated record. Lineage: Eukaryota; Metazoa; Arthropoda; Malacostraca; Decapoda; Palaemonidae. Gene Ontology annotation, molecular function: guanyl-nucleotide exchange factor activity; small GTPase binding.